Messenger RNA from Conger conger (European conger), 1328 nucleotides. It is a transcript of the gene ndufs8a, whose product is annotated as NADH:ubiquinone oxidoreductase core subunit S8a. The record is from RefSeq and is a predicted model, not a curated record. Gene Ontology annotation, cellular component: membrane. NCBI's taxonomy places the organism in Eukaryota, Metazoa, Chordata, Actinopteri, Anguilliformes, Congridae. Gene Ontology annotation, biological process: mitochondrial respiratory chain complex I assembly; mitochondrial electron transport, NADH to ubiquinone. Gene Ontology annotation, molecular function: NADH dehydrogenase activity; 4 iron, 4 sulfur cluster binding. The transcript has 7 exons. The coding region runs from base 116 to 748 and encodes 210 amino acids.
GACAAACCAGACAGCCCCGGUACCUGUUAUUCAUGCGCUCCGUGUGCUACUUCCUGUAUAGUCCGCUGUUCUGGUUGAGAAGGCCAAAUAGCGACAACCGCGUGUUCAAGACGUGAUGUCUGCGACGUUGCGUGUGCUGUACUCCUUGUCCAGGCCAGGCACUUUCUCGGCAUGCACGCGCCUGGUGCGUCCGUUCAGUCUGUCCGUCCAGAGAGAAGGAUACAAGUAUGUGAAUGCCCAGGAGAUCCCGACAGACAUGAAGUCCAUCACAGACCGGGCAGCGCAGACGCUGCUGUGGACCGAGCUCUUCAGAGGUUUGGGGAUGACCAUGAGUUACCUGUUCAGGGAACCCGCCACCAUUAACUACCCGUUUGAGAAGGGGCCGCUGUCGCCCCGUUUCCGUGGAGAACACGCCCUGCGCAGGUACCCCUCCGGGGAGGAGCGCUGCAUCGCCUGCAAGCUCUGCGAAGCCAUCUGCCCCGCCCAGGCCAUCACGAUAGAGGCGGAGACUCGCGCGGACGGCAGUCGGCGAACAACGCGCUACGACAUCGACAUGACCAAGUGCAUCUACUGCGGCUUCUGCCAGGAGGCCUGCCCUGUCGACGCCAUCGUAGAGGGUCCCAAUUUCGAGUUCUCCACAGAGACCCAUGAAGAGUUGCUGUACAACAAGGAGAAACUGCUCAACAAUGGAGACAAGUGGGAGGGAGAGAUCGCUGCCAACAUACAGGCCGACUACUUGUACAGAUAAACACACACUCACUAUACACACACUAUGCACAUACACACACACUCUCACAUACUAUAAACACACACACACACACACACACACACAGUCCCGAACAGACCAAAUUGUCUGAUGACUGCAAUCCAGCUGAUUAAACCACACUUCAUGUAAUCCCUGUAUACAUUUGUACAUUUACAACAGGGGCGAACAACUUCCAGUCCUGGAGGGCCGGUCUGCAAGCUGGUUUUUGUUCCAACCAAUUACCUUAAUUUAUUUUUCUCACAGCUCUAUAAAUUAUGUUGCUUCACUCCUGCACUUGAGCAGAGUAUAAUCUUUAGGACACACUUGCAGUCUGCAGCUGUAGCUGGUGCAUACACAAAUGUCUGAUGAAGACAUUAUUUAGCUAAUUAAUUAAGAGCAGAAGUUGGCACAAAAUCCUGAAGCAGAUCGGCCCUUGCUGUGCGCCCCUGAUUGCAGUGUUGAUCUUAUCUGCUUGCAGAGCCUCAGGCACUUCUUUUCAGCUGUUCAAACCGCACAAACACUCACUGUAUAAAGACUCCGUAUGUAAUUGUGAAAAUUUAAAUAAAAUUCCUGUAAUACAGUU